AUGGAAGGGCAUGCAGCUGGAGAGCCUACUGCAGAGCAAACUACUCCAAAUGUUGCUGAGCUAAUGCGGAAAUUUCAAGAAGAAAGGGAGAAAAACCAAUGCGCAGACCACCCACCAACAAAUGGAGCACAGCAACACGCACCACCUCCGACUCCUCCAAUAGAAGUCAGAAAUGCAACAUCCAAUUACUCUCCGGAGACCUUUAUGAAAUUCCACCCCCCAGAAUUCUAUGGAAGCAUUGAUUCGAAAGUAACAGAGAAUUGGAUUCGCACGAUGGAAAGACUUUUUGUUCUAGCUCGAGUCCCACAAGUAGACAAAGUGCGGCCAGCAAUAUACUUGUUGAGGGAGGAUGCUAGCUAUUGGUGGGAUACUAUGGCGGUCAUCCAUGGAGUAGACACAAUGACUUGGGAACAAUUUCGAAACUUAUUGGAAGAGAGAUACCUUACAACUUCCUUGAAAGAUGAAAAAGCAAGAGAAUUCACUUACAUAAGGCAGAAAAAGAUGCUGAUGGAGGAGUUUGUUCGAAAAUUUAAUGAACUUUCAAGAUAUGCACCCCACAUGGUCUGUACGGAUGAAUUAAAAAUCAAGCAUUUAAAAAAUGAUAUUCAUCCUGACAUUCGUAAAGACCUCGAAGUAGCAGACUUGGAGGGAGCUUCUUUUUCCAAAGUAGCUGACAAAGCCUUGAAGAUCGAAAGGGCGAUAUUGAUGCAAGAACGGGAGAAAGAAGCUGAAUUCAGAAGACAGGGCGCAAGGAACUUCCGAAAUCGUGACAAGAAGCGACCUAACCAGUGGAGUUUCAACAACAACAACAAGAGAGGAAAUGAGCAAUCCCAAGAAAAGCCAGGAUUUCCGCAAUGCCCAAAAUGUAACAAAUAUCAUCCUGGUGAAUGUCGGGUUGGGACUAACACUUGUUACAUAUGUGGAAACCCGGGGCACUUUGCAAGGGAAUGUUCCAACCGUAACGAACAGUAUAAAGGAGGAGAAGAAAAGAAAACAAAUGGCAGAGUCUUUGCCUUGACUCGGGAAGAAGCGGAAGCAAGUCCAUCCACAGUAAUCUCAGGUCAGCUCAUUUUCAAUAACAUCCCUGCAUCAGUAUUAGUUGAUUCUGGAGCUACACAUUCAUUUGCAUCAGUGCAUUUUUUUGGUAGACUGAAUGGAUUACCUCUUAAGAUGGAUACAAUUUUUAGUAUAGCACUGCCCUCCGGGGAAGUGUUAUACUCAACUCAUUGGUAUAAGACUAUACCAAUUACAAUCAAUGACAGGGAACUAUAUGUUAACCUGAUCAUUAUCAACAUGAAGGACUAUGACGUCAUUUUAGGAAUGGAUUUCCUAACAACGUAUAACGCUAGAAUCGACUGUAGUAAGAAAGAAGUCAUUUUUGCACCGGUAGGAGAAGACGAAGUUCAUUUUCAAGGGAAAGUGAAACGAACCCCUUCACCAAUGAUUUAUGCAACAAAGGCAAGGAAAUUAUUAGCAAACGGAUGCACCAGAUAUCUGGCAACGAUUUGUGACGUCUCGAAAGAGAAGCUUGCGAGACCUGAAGACGUUCAAAUUGUACGCGAAUUUAUGGAAGUAUUUCCAAAAGAUCUUCCUGGAAUUCCUCCCGAUCGUGAAAUUGAGUUUGAGAUCGAGUUGUUACCUGGUACAACUCCGAUUUCAAAGGCCCCUUACCGCAUGGCACCUGCUGAACUAAAGGAACUAAAGACUCAACUGGAGGAACUUUUGGAAAAUAAGUUUAUAAGACCCAGUCAUUCACCGUGGGGAGCGCCAUCAGAAAAAGAACAUGAGGAACAUCUAAGAUGUACGCUAGAAACUCUCAAAAAGGAACAACUGUAUGCCAAAUUCAAGAAGUGUGAAUUUUGGCUCGAUAAAAUUAACUUUUUAGGACAUGUUGUGUCAAAAAGUGGGAUUUUGGUGGAUCCAGCUAAGGUAGAAGCAGUAAAAGGAUGGUCCCAGCCAAGGAAUGCAACUGAAGUAAGAAGUUUUCUGGGCUUAGCUGGAUAUUAUCGACGAUUCAUAGAAGGGUUUUCCAAAAUUGCAACCCCACUUACGGCGCUCACUAGAAUGAAUAGUCGAUUCAUAUGGACGGAAGCUUGUGAGGAGAGCUUUAUGGAAUUAAAGAAUCGACUAACUAAUGCUCCAAUCCUCACCAUCCCGAAUAGUACAGACGAGUUUGAAAUUUUCAGUGACGCUUCAAAGAUGGGAUUAGGAGCGGUGUUGAUGUAA
Messenger RNA from Humulus lupulus (European hop), 2226 nucleotides. RefSeq lists its product as uncharacterized. The coding region runs from base 1 to 2226 and encodes 741 amino acids. Gene Ontology annotation, molecular function: nucleic acid binding; zinc ion binding. The record is from RefSeq and is a predicted model, not a curated record. The transcript has 4 exons. Lineage: Eukaryota; Viridiplantae; Streptophyta; Magnoliopsida; Rosales; Cannabaceae.